Orycteropus afer afer is the source of this 1449-nucleotide messenger RNA. RefSeq names its product zinc finger SWIM-type containing 1 (gene ZSWIM1). Lineage: Eukaryota; Metazoa; Chordata; Mammalia; Tubulidentata; Orycteropodidae. The coding region runs from base 82 to 1449 and encodes 455 amino acids. Gene Ontology annotation, molecular function: zinc ion binding. The record is from RefSeq and is a predicted model, not a curated record. The transcript has a single exon.
AGACUCAGACUCUCCUGGACGGCACCCUCAGGGGGAGAAGAGCAUUGUGACCUCAUCAGUGAGACACCUCCCGUCUCCCUCAUGGCCCUGCCCAUGCUGAACGAGCUCCCAGUUAAGGACCCAAGCUCCCCCAUGCUGCUGUACCAGCUUAGCAAGACCGCCCAGAUAGAGACCCUCAACUACCAGAGCCGCUUUAUGCAAGGUGUCUUUGCCCAGUUCCCUGAGGUCUUAUUUAUCCACCGGACCUAUAACCCAGCAGGCAAGGUGUUAUACACCUUCCUGGUGGACGGACCACAGGUGCGGCUGGGAGAUCCCCUUGCCCGGGCAGUCUACUUCGCCAUUCCUGCCAAGGAGGAUGCUGAAGGCCUGGCCCAGAUGUUCCAGGUGUUCAAGAAGUUUAACCCAGCGUGGGAGAGAGUCUGUACCAUCCUGGUGGAUCCCCACUUCCUCCCGCUGCCCACCCUGGCCAUGGAGUUCCCUGCGGCCGAGGUCCUGCUCUCAGCCUUCCACAUCUGUAAGUUCCUGCAGGGCAAGUUCUACCAGCUGUCCCUCGAGCGGCCAGUGGAGCGGCUGCUCCUGAGCUCCCUGCAGAGCACCAUGUGCUCGGCCACCGCCGGCAACCUGAGGCAGCUGCACGCGCUCCUGAGCAGCUGCGUGUCCCCGGCCCAGCUGCCCGGGCUCCACUCCCACUGGCUGCUCAACGACCGCAUCUGGCUGGCCCAGCGCUGGCGGAGCCGUGCCGAGAGCAGCCUCUACUUCCAGGGCCUGGAGGUCACCACCCACACCCUCAGCCAGUUCUUUGGCACCACCCCAUGCGUGGAGCAAGGCAUGGCCUCACUACUCCGAUACAUGCAGCAGAACUCGGGAGGCAGGGCCAGCCUCAGCCUGGGUCGGAGCCCCCAGGACAGUCUUGCCCCCUUGGACACCAUCCCCGAAAGCCCCCACGUGCAGCUGGUGGAAUCGCGCCUCCAGCACUCCCUCAGUGCCAUCUGUGCGGAGCCGGCUGCGCAGCUCUGCCUGGGCGAGUUGGCCGUUGUCCAGAAGUCUGUGCAGCUCAUUGGCUCGGGCUCAGAAAAGGUGAACAUGCAGAUCCUGGAGGACACCCACAGGGUGCAGCCCCAGCCCCCCGCCAGCUGUACCUGCUACUUCAGCCAGGCCUUCCGCCUGCCCUGCCGCCACAUCCUCGCCCUGCUCAGCGCCCGCCACCAGGUGCUGCAGCCCGACAUGCUGCCAGCCCAGUGGGAGGCAGGCCGCGCGGCCAGUCUCGAGGGCAUCCUGGGCAGCCAGUGGAGCGAGACCCUGGAGAAGCGCCUGGCGGUGGCUUUCCUCACCGAGGAGGUGGGGCGGCUCCUGCAGCACUGCGGCCAGGAGGAGUUUGAGCGGCGGUACGGCACCCUGCGCGAGCUCGCCGACAGCUGGAUCGGCCCUUACGAGCAGGUCCAGCUCUGA